GCUCGCGGUGUCGGCACUGCCCGGCUGCCGCCCCGGCCCCGGCCCCGCCCGCGUCACCCGUGCCGGGACAUGGACUCCGACUCCUGCGCUUCGCCGUUCGCCCCGGAGGACUUCUCCCCCGGCUCUCGGCGGCACCGCACCGUGGAGGACUUCAAUAAGUUCUGCACCUUCGUCUUGGCCUACGCCGGCUACAUUCCGUACCCGCAGGAGGAAACACCGCUGAGGAACAGCCCCAGCCCUCCCAACAGCACUGGAGGCACGAUUGACAGUGAUAGCUGGGACCCCCGCUUCAAUGACACCCCCUCCUCUGUCUCCCUGCCCACCAAGAACAGAAAGAACUUUAGUCAGCUUAAGCGAGCAAAACCAUAUGGUUCCCUGUUCCAACGGGCAAAGGCCAGCAACUUCCUGCCAGAGCGAAAGCAAAUCGAUAAGAUCCGGAAGAAGAAAAAGCUGAAAAGGAGGGAAACAGAGGUGUCUGCAGAGGAGGACUAUGAGGAGAAGCUGCUGGAUCUGGAGGCAGAGGACUCUUACACAGAGACGCCGAUGAGCCCCUCGUCAGAGGGCGACCCUCAGUCUGUGACUGAGCACUGCUCGGUGUGGGACUCUGACACUCCGUCCAGUGUCUCCUACCCUGCUGUGACGGCCGAGCAGACGGUGGAGAUCCAGAGCGUGGGCAAACGAACGGUCAUUCGGCAGGGCAAGCAGGUGGUUUUUCGGGAUGAGGACGGCACUGGUGAUGAUGAGGACAUCAUGGUGGAUUCAGAUGACGACUCAUGGGACCUGGUCACUUGCUUCUGCAUGAAGCCUUUCGCUGGGCGGCCGAUGAUCGAGUGCAAUGAGUGCCACACCUGGAUCCACCUCUCCUGCGCCAAAAUCCGCAAGUCAAAUGUCCCAGAGAUCUACAUCUGCCAGAAGUGCCGGGACUCCAAGUUUGACAUUCGCCGUUCGAACCGCUCCCGGACCGGCUCGCGCAGGCGCUUUCUGGACUAGGGGAGGAAGCACAUGCUGGUGCAGUGAGUGGGUGGGCGAGCUGUGGGUGCCGGCCAGGAGGCCGGGGAGGGCUCCCCUGAACUACUGCUGCUCAGGUGGGAGGGCUGCCCAGCCGGCCUGUGACCCAGGAACGAGGAAUCGCCGAGCCGCGGGCAGCCGGAGCUGGGAGCGGCCGACUGGGCGGAACUGUGGCAAGAGACUGUCUUGAGGGACGGACGAAGCUCUCUGAGCUCCGUGAAGUUUUGUCUGGUUACAAUGACUGGGUGAUGUACAAUACCUUUGCCAAGUAGGUUUUCUCAUGCCAUUGGGAAACUGCAAAUCUUCUCUGUGCUAGAAAACUCCUCCUUCUCCCAAAGAGGGAAGGGAUGGAGGAGUGAGUCUGUGUGAAGAGUCUGAAAAGUAAAUGGCCCUGUGUUUUAAAUUCAA
This is a messenger RNA of Cinclus cinclus, 1416 nucleotides long. RefSeq names its product PHD finger protein 13 (gene PHF13). The record is from RefSeq and is a predicted model, not a curated record. Gene Ontology annotation, molecular function: chromatin binding. Bases 70 to 990 code for a protein of 306 amino acids. The transcript is spliced from 4 exons. NCBI's taxonomy places the organism in Eukaryota, Metazoa, Chordata, Aves, Passeriformes, Cinclidae. Gene Ontology annotation, biological process: mitotic chromosome condensation.